UAACGAGUUGGCCGCUAGAGGGAUAGUCCGAACGGAAGUGCUACUGCUGCCACCAUCUGAAAUCUUUUUAGGUUGCGUUUUCGUCGUGUGCACGUUUUGCUGACAGAACCGCCACGAUGCAGAUAUUCGUGAAAACCCUGACGGGUAAAACGAUUACCCUCGAGGUAGAGGCUUCCGACACUAUCGAGAAUGUGAAAGCAAAGAUUCAAGACAAAGAGGGAAUCCCACCCGAUCAACAGCGUUUGAUCUUUGCUGGAAAGCAAUUGGAGGAUGGACGCACCCUUUCCGAUUAUAACAUUCAGAAAGAAUCCACGUUACAUCUUGUUCUGCGACUUCGUGGUGGUGUCAUCGAACCUACUUUGCGUAUUCUUGCACAGAAGUACAACUGCGACAAGAUGAUCUGCAGGAAAUGUUAUGCCCGGCUUCACCCCCGUGCAACUAAUUGCCGUAAGAAGAAAUGUGGACAUACAAAUAAUAUCCGACCCAAGAAGAAGCUGAAGUAGAGACAUACAUGCUUUACUUCUGCUUGCUCUCUUUGCAAGCAUAUACACCUCUUAAAAAUGGUUAUAAUAAAGGACACACCUAAGUAACUACAGGA
Molecule: messenger RNA, 598 nt
Organism: Ceratina calcarata
Lineage: Eukaryota; Metazoa; Arthropoda; Insecta; Hymenoptera; Apidae
Gene: RpL40
Product: ribosomal protein L40
Exons: 3
Coding region: 117-503 (128 amino acids)
Biological process (GO): translation
Cellular component (GO): ribosome
Molecular function (GO): structural constituent of ribosome; protein binding
Source: RefSeq, a predicted model, not a curated record